AUCCUUUUCCUUCAGGCCACGCCACAGCUAGCUUUACAGUACAGCUAGCUAGCUAGCUACAGCACUACAACAAAAAGCAGCUAGCUGAACGCAGUCGAGUCCCUGUUCCCUGUCAAGCAGCUAUGAAAGUUUUGAAGAUUUUACUCCUAGAUCUAGUCCUUCUUCGUACCGUUAUCAGGAGCUAUGGUAAUGCUCAACAACUGUAUUGUCCUGGGCAGAAUGUGGAGCUCUCAUGUACUGAUACUGCUGCUGUAAUUUGGCAGGGCAGUGCUUUUACAGGACAGUGUCCCAAUGAGAGUGACACUAUCAUAGUAAUUGCAGCUCAGGCUGUUGUCGGGAGCACUACCACAUGUGGCAUCUUCACAGCUAAUGUGACUGGCUUAACUCCAAGUGCUGUACAAGGUGUAAACAUUGUUGAUGUCAGUCUAACUUUCAGAGCUGAUGUGUCAUUGAACGGGACCACUGUGCAGUGUGAAGAUGCUAAUCCUAACGAUGCUCUACUAGUAAACGAACUUCUUGAUAUACCAGCAACCACCACACCAAUUUUGGUGUUGAGCCAAAACUCACAGUCCAUGGUUGGAGUGGCUUUUGUGAUUGAUGAUCCACGGUGUGUGGCUAUGUACCAUGUGAAUGUGACUCAGGAAGGUGGUCCCACUACCAGUGUGUCAGGAUCAUCAUCACCAGUGAGCGUGGAUGGCUUAGACUUGUGUCUAUACAGCUACAGCUUUGUGGGGUACACCACCUCUAUGACUGGUGAAGUUAGUGGAGUCAGUAUAUCAAUGGACCUCACAGUCAAUCUCACAGCUAUCAAUGGAGUUAAUGUCGUAGUCAAUGAAAUAGACCCAGUCAUCGAAUGGAAUCGGAUCGACAGCACACUUUACCCAACCUGCAUCACUGGCUAUGUGGUGGCUGAUCUUGGGAACCCAUCCCUCACAACCAAUGUUACCUCAACUGUGACUUCACUCACUGCACAGCAACUCAAUGCAGCUGGCUUCCCCUACUGUAUCAGCAUCCAACCUACAGUCACACCAAUGACUCCAGUGGGAGAUCUGGCUACUGCUGUGGGUAGCUCCAACCUUACUUUAAUUGAUCCAGAUUUCCCUACCCCGAUCCUCACCUACAGCUUUGCAUUAGUCAAUCAAUCUGAAAAUGUCACCGGUGUGGUUGUGCUGCGUGUGACUGUACAGAAUAUUAUAGGAUCCCUGAUAGAAACGACCGCUUACAGCUACACUUGUAAUAGGGGGCCUAUGUUCUCUUUUGUAACUUUUACUGGUGAUUAUUUUGAAAUUGAACUACCCCAAGCUGAGGGUCGUGAAAAUGUUGGUGUCAAUGUGGAGUUUGUGUAUGGCCAGUGCAUGAGCUCAAUGGCAGCUGAUUUUACUGUACCUGGAAAAAAUAUUACUGGUAUCAUUCAAGGUCAAUCCACGGACACCAGUUACACUGUCACUAUCACUCUACCCCUCACCCCCUACCAACCCGAGGAGCUGCUCAUCAUCUCAACUGUCGAACCAUCCAAUGGCAAUCCAAUUAUGGCUGACUUUUCCCGCCCUGUGAUGCAGUAUUCAGUGACCUUUGAUAACCUCAUGGCUGCCACAUCCUACACUUCUACCAUCAGGAUUGUCCUCCGUGCCAACACUACAGUUGAUGUUGUUCCAGCCGCUACAAGAUCAUUUAUGACCCUUAUGUUCCCAAUCAUGUAUACAGCAACCACUCCUCCACCCACUACCAUGGCUACUACCACCAUCCCAAGUCAAGCACCCUCCCAGUCAACUGCUGUCCCUCAGGGUGGAGGUUGUGGUGGUGGUUGUAUCGCUGGAAUCAUCAUUGGUUGUUUGAUUGUUCUAUUGAUAGUUGUGGUCAUCGUUGCCAUCGUUCUAUGCUACUGGAAUAAAACAAGAACAGAACCGAAGGUAUCAUCACAUGAAAUGGAGCAACAAAGAACUAAAGUAAAGCUAACUACCAACGAUGAGGAGGAGGUAGAUCUCAUGACCAAUUGCAACAAACCUGAAUCCCCUCCCACUUCUGGGACUGUCAAGUUGGGUCCAGUGUACGAAGAUCCUGAUGCCUUUAAAGUAGACCCCCACACUCAGGACAAUCUUGCCUAUGGGCAUGUUCAACAGUCAGCUCAAUUGAAGGGACCGAUAUACGAGGACAUUAAACCAGACCCCCACACCCAGGGGAACCUCGCUUAUGGACAUGUGCAAUUCAAUUAAUUUUAAAACACUGUGAGUCUAUCAUUAUUGUCCAUAUUGUUUUUAUUCCUUCAUUGACUUUUAUUUUCGUACAAACUCCAUGCAGUCACUAUAAUAGUGUUUAUUGACAGAUGUUAAAAAAUAUAACAAACACACUACAUGUAUAA
Messenger RNA from Halichondria panicea, 2359 nucleotides. RefSeq lists its product as uncharacterized. The record is from RefSeq and is a predicted model, not a curated record. NCBI's taxonomy places the organism in Eukaryota, Metazoa, Porifera, Demospongiae, Suberitida, Halichondriidae. The transcript is spliced from 12 exons. The coding region runs from base 123 to 2213 and encodes 696 amino acids.